CUGAUACAGAUGGGUGUCAUAUUCACACUAUGACGUAUAGAGGACGUCAAGUUCAUUCAUGUUUGUUGUAUUUCGGCGCCUAAAAGUUUGAUUGAUCAUAUUUUACUAAAUAAAUCUAUUAUUAUGCAAUAAUCAACAAAAACAUCUAUAAUGGAAGAAGAAAAACUCAUCCGAAGAAAGAAGAAAGCUUUGAACAGCAGCAACAGACGUGCUUUAGCGGAAGCUUAUCAUGAUUUGGCGUCGUUUUAUUACAAACACAACCGUUAUAGUGAUGCUCUCGACGAGUAUAAGAGUGAAGCGUCGAUUUACAAAGAUUUGGGUCUACGUUUGGAAUGGGGCACCAGUAACCGCAUGAUCGGAGAGAUGUAUAUGUUGCUAGCGGAGUUUGACAAAGCUCUGAAGUAUGAGGAGCGACAUUUAGCUGUAGCAAAAGAGUUAAAGAACUUAGUAGAAGAACAGAGAGCUAUGGCAACACUAGGCAGAAUAUAUUUGCUACAAGGACAGAGUACUAUAGAAGAGAGUGAAUCUAAAGUAUCUUUGAGAGCGGCUGAAAAAGCUUUCAUGAAGAGUCUUGUGUUGUGUGAGAAUUUAAACGGCAAAAUAAACAAACAUGAACUAAUGGAUAUGAGAGCCCGAUUGCUCCUAAACAUAGGUGUAGUGCAGGAACACUUAGGUAACCUAGACAAAGCCCUAGACUGCAUCAACAAAGCCAUAUCAAUAUGCUCUAGCCAAGACUUGUAUGAAGUACUUCACAAUUGUUACACUACUGAAGCUUUGUUACAUUGUAAUAAGAAGAAGGAUUAUGCCAAAGCAUUAAGCUGCUUGAAUAAGGCUUUGGAAGUUGCUAGCAGGCUUGAAGAUAAGGUAUUGAAGACAUGUGAGACUCUAUCAUCGAAAGCAGACAUCCUAUGCAAGAUGUCUGACUAUCAGAGUGCUAAGCAGGUGUUACUUAAGGCUUGGAAGCUGAAGACUCCUGAUGAAGAGGAACAUGAGAACAUUGAAUCGAAUCUUAGAGUUGUGGCAGCAAUGUGCUAUACAGAAGACCUCCUAGUAUCAACGGAUCCAUCAGAUCAUACCACCUUCAAAAAGCACUAUGAAAAGUUAGGAGACGGAGCCUGUCAUCUGAAGAACUAUGCGGGCGCAGUGGAGUACUAUUUGAAGAUGUUGGACCAUGCUGAGCUGGCUGGCGACUGCGGGAAGACUUUGAUACCGAUUUAUGUGAGCCUUUACCAAACAUACAAAGACAUGGGUUUAUACAACGAAGCACUGGAUUUCUACGAGAAAGAAUAUGAAUUGAUCAAAGAUGUGCCGAAAGAAGCAUUCACGACUAUGUAUAACAUCGCCGAGACUUUAUUCUUGGCUAAGAAGCCGUAUGGACAGAUUGAGAAGGCUUGUUUAGAAGCUCGGAGGGCUGCUCAAGAAUGGAACAAGCGAAAAUAUGAAAUCAGAGUUCUAAAAAGCUUAUUAAAAUAUCAAGAAGAAUACGGUGAGAUUGACAAAAUGGAGCAGAUUAAGGACGAAUUGAGAGCCCUAGGGUAUGAUAACUUGGACAACUUGGAGAAUUCUGAAGAUGAGCAGAGUUCCGCUGGCGGUGGCGAUGAGGAUAUACGUAUUGGGGAUGAUAUAUGCUUAGAUGACUUAACUGAUUUGUCAGAUACAAACGACGAAGAAGUGACUGAAACAAAACGCGAGACACGUAAGCGAGGCAAAGGCUUCACGAUCAAGAAGAAUAUGAAGGGAGAAACGCAGUUACAUGUCGCAUCCAUCUCUGGCAACAAGCUACUAGUGGAACGCUUAAUAGCUCAAGGCCACCCAGUGAAUAUAAGGGACAAUGCAGGCUGGCUGCCUCUGCACGAGGCCUGCAUACAUGGACAUAUUGAAGUGGUUAACAUACUUAUCAAUAACGGUGCCAAUGUGAAUGAUAGGGGUGGGGCUAAUUGUGAUGGAAUUACACCACUAUACGACGCAGCAAGCAACGGCCAUUUAAACGUAGUACAACUACUACUAGAAAAAGGCGCAAUACCUACUCUAAAGACAGACUUCGGCGAAACACCAUUACACGUCCUACAAAAAUGGCGAACAGGCACCAUAUUGACGAGAGACGAAGAAACACUAUACAAUAACAUAUGCAAUAAAAUACAAAACUCAAUAGACAAAACAAAUUCUACAGAACUAUUUAACAGAUCUAAAUCUAGGACUCCAGUCAAACCUGUAAAGGAUGUCACACCACCUAGCACAUCUAAAAUGAAGAGUAGAAUCAAUGAACUAGACACACCAGUGUUUAAACGAAGAAACAUAAUUGACGAUGAUAGUGAUGAUGAUUUAGAUCUAUCGCAGAACGUAAGAAACGAAGCUGCGUUCCCAUCUGACGAUUCUAACUCUUCUGAUGAUAGCAAAGUUAAAGAUAAGAAGAAGUCCACAGGUGUUAAAGAAUACAGAAGCGCUAUAGAAGCUCUAAGAAAUAGAAGUAUCAAUGAUGCUCCAGAAGUAGAUACAAAGAAAUCUAAAGUCAAACCAGCGUUACUAGACCCAGAAGAAGUUGACGAUGAUUGGCUAGAUGAUGACUUAGGAAUCAAUAAAAACAAUAAGAAAAGAAAACUAACUGACCCGUUAACAACGGUAGCUAAAAAACCUUCAUACGAAAGCAUUAAAGAUAAAAUAGAAGAUUUAAAUAAGAUCACAGAACCUCUAGUUGACAAUAAUAGAUUAAGUGCUAAAAAGAAAUCUAGAAUCAGUGAUGUGGUUGAUGUAAGUGAGAACAGUUCUGACUCAGAUAGUUUUAGGAACGAGAAUGUUAGGCCUAAAGUGACUGCGACGCAAGCUAUGAGAAAUAUUGCUAAGGAACUUAAUGAGACUAGGUCCAGGGAUAGUAGGGACAAUAUGAAACGUAGGUGGAAACGACAGAGCACGUUAUUAAAAGCAGGCUUUCAAAGACAGAGAGAGGAUGACGCAAGCAACAGUGGAAGUGAUACAGAAUAUUCUAGAAGAGACACGAACAAAAGACUGACUCCUACAGGGACGUUUACUCGAAAAUCUUCGGGAGAAAAUUUCGCUUUUAAUUCCAAUGACGGUUUUAAUAUAAUGCAGAGUAUGAAUCCUAGUAUUGUUAAGCCAAUGAAUGUGAUACAACCUAUAAAUAUCGUGCAGUCGACUAAGAACGGUCGGCCCGUACAGACGCAGAUCUUGCCGCCGGCCGCGGUCAAAGUACAGGUAGAAGAUAAGGUGCUGCUUAUAUCAUUGAAGUUGGAUACUAUUAAUAAGUUGACAAUCAGCUGGCUGGUUGAAGAAGUCAAGUCUAGAUAUUAUAAAUUAACAGGCGUCCGUCCCGUGUUCAGUUUGAUGACGUCAGAUGGUGCUAUCUUGUCAGAGGAGGAUCCAUUGAGCUUAGUGUUGUCUUCUCCCGAACUAAAGACGUGUAUCACAAACUGGAAGGCUUCACCGGCUGAAGAACGGUACCUUGAGUGCUGUGACGCUUUGAGUAUACCCCCCUCAGAAGAAAUCCAACAAGCAGUCGGCCGCAGUCACACAACGCGACGACUAGCAUUAGGAGCAAGAACGUUAUCCUCAUCACAAAUACGACCUUUAUUCAGGGCUCUAACCCAUCAGACACAUAUCACAGCAAUCAUGAUAUCAGACAAUAACAUAGGGGACGCGGGCGUCAAAUAUCUAACAGAAUGCAUGUGCACCAUGAAACAAUUAACUCAUUUAGACUUAACAAGAAACAACAUCACAGACGAAGGAACCAAAUAUCUACUUAACAUGUUCGAAAGGACAAACAGACCCGCUUGCACAACCCUAGAAGAACUCGAUAUAAGUGCCAACCCUAUAUCAGAUAUUGGCUUCAGAAAUAUAGCGAAAAUAACUCAGUAUAUUAGACUAAAAACGUUAAAAUUAAAUUAUUGUAGUAUAACAGAAAAUGCUAUAAACGAUUCGAUUAAAUCAAGUAUGAAUUUCGAUUGUUUGGAAUCGAUUGAUUUGAGCAAUAAUGAUGUGAAACAGGGUGUUGUUAGUUGUAUAGUGACGUCAUUGAAUCCAAAUGUUUUGGUUGAUUUGGAGUUGGAUAAUGUUGGCGUGGAAGCUAAUAUUGUGGGCUGUAUAGCAAGUUUCUUAGAUUCUGCUAAAGAUUUGAAGAUUAGAAGGUUCGCGUUGUCGAACUGCAAAUUGGUUGAUGGACUGUUUAUGAGGAUUUUUAGAAGCAUCGGCCGCGCAAAACACCUGCAAACAAUAACACUCAAGAACAACAAUCUAACUUUCAUCACAUUAAAGAAAUUAUUGCAACGGCAACCCCCGGUUCCGCAAAUAAAUCUUCAGGGUUGCCAGGACAUAUUUAAAUAUUCUCCCGAUUCCGACUUUCAAGUUUGGUUGCCAGCUAUAGAUUUUGGUAGAUGUAUACCAGAGAUAAAUGUGACGCCGGUUUCCAAAACUGAUGAAGAAAGGGAAAGCUUUAAGUCUUUUUCUAAGACUUGGUUGAAUUGUUUUAAAGGUAGAGGCAUGAUAGAACACUGUGAAGGGGGUGUUAUUAAAUUCACAGCUAGAUGAGAUAUAAUUGUGUGUACUAAGGUUGUAAGAUAAUUAUUUAUAUGAUAUAGAAUGAAAUAAUUGAAACUGUCUUAAUUUAUAUUAAGAGCGAGGCCCUACUUGUGCGUUGCGUCAUCGCCACGCAACGCAGCGCACCGGACGGGAGUGCGAGUCAAUUUAAAGACAGAUAUAUUUUUGUAUAUAAAAUAUUGUUUUCGUAAAUAUAAAUUUGCGAAACUCUACUUCAAAAUCUACCUCACUAAAAUAUCCCCAUUAUUCGUAAAACAUGUCAUAACUAUAAAUUAUAAUAAACAAGCUUCUGCCCACAGCUUUCCUCGCGUUUCCAUAGGAUACAAGGGAUAAAAUUCCAUCCCAAUCCAAUCAGUCGUUUUGAUAUGUGUGAGCAACAAACUUACGCACAAACUCACUAACUUUCGCAUUAAUAAUAUAAUUAUGUAAAAUCUAUGAAAACCGUAUGCGUCUGACGCGCCAUGCUAUAUUUCUGGCAUUAUUCAUCGCCUAUCCCAGCUAUAUCCUACUACAUGAGUCUUUUUCGAAGCUGUUUCUAUUAAACUUCUGAGUUCUACCAAGCCCACCAUACUUAUUUAAUUUCAAUUUUGUACCUUAUACAUUAUGUUAUAUGAAAUGAAAUGCCAGCAACCUGUUUACUAUAAAAAAAAGCUGUUGUACCUCUCAGAACCCACGAAUACUAGAUGUAAUUGUGCCUUAUAUUGUAAAACUAAGUAUUAUCAAUCUGUAAAUAGUAUAAUAAAAUUAUUGUUAUAUAAGAAAAGAACAAAACCAGUAAAAAGUUUAGCUUAAUUUAUUGGUUAGUUAAUUUAAAGGUUGUUUAUUUUUUUAGAUAUUUUCUACAAACUUAGUUUAAUUUAAUUAUGACCCUGAAUGAAUGAUGUAAAUAUUGUUUCUAUAAUAAAGAUUGUGACAUGCAA
Messenger RNA from Spodoptera frugiperda (fall armyworm), 5468 nucleotides. RefSeq names its product tonsoku-like protein. Lineage: Eukaryota; Metazoa; Arthropoda; Insecta; Lepidoptera; Noctuidae. The record is from RefSeq and is a predicted model, not a curated record. Bases 151 to 4539 code for a protein of 1462 amino acids. The transcript is spliced from 14 exons. Gene Ontology annotation, molecular function: protein binding.